Messenger RNA from Ctenocephalides felis (cat flea), 1206 nucleotides. RefSeq lists its product as uncharacterized. The record is from RefSeq and is a predicted model, not a curated record. The transcript has 6 exons. Bases 125 to 1135 code for a protein of 336 amino acids. Lineage: Eukaryota; Metazoa; Arthropoda; Insecta; Siphonaptera; Pulicidae.
AACUGAAAUUAUAAUCAAUAAUGUGACUGUCAAGGAAAAAAAUUUACAUAAAACUACUGACAGUACAAUAAAGAAGAAAAUUCCAAAUAAUAAAGAAGGUGACAAUAACAAUGGUGAUGUAAAUAUGGAUGCAUCAAGUACAAGCAAUGCUGAAUUGCUAAACUCUAUCGAGAAUACUGCUUCAACUAGCAGAACAUUUCCAAAACAUUUGUUUGAUGACUUUGAAGAUUUAGGAGUUUUGUCCCCGGGAAGCAAUUUUUACCCAGAUGUGGAUUCACAGCCAAGUGAAACUUUAAAUGAUGCAAAUAAACCUGUAGAAAAAACUCUCAAGGAAUUAUUACCACAAUUAGAGAAAGUAUCAAUGUUGACUAGAUUAGAUAAGGAUCUGGAUGAAAUGUUGCUUACCAGACAUGCUUCUUUUGAUCAAGGCUACGCAUCGGUUCCUGACUCUCCCUGUUACACCAUGUGUGAUGAAGACUAUGCUGAAACUGAAAUUAACAAUUCUGUGGAAUUAUUGUUAAACAAACUCCCUAAUAGAUUGUCAGUUGAAAGUGGUGAUGAAGGUUUUAGUGAUAUGGUUUCUCACCAUUCUAGUGGCAUUGAAAUUAGUUCAUUGUCUGAUAAAACUCCGAUAUCUUCUACUCCUUUGAAGGCGGCAUUUCUCAAAAAAACUAAGGAGGCUCAAUGCCCUUUAUCACCAAUUAUCAAAAAAAUAUCAUCAAGAAAUAGUACAUUUUUUGAACGACCGAAAUCAUUGAAGGAGAAGUAUUGCCGUCCUGAUUCUGCCACAGAUAAUAGAAUACAGCAGUGGAGAGAUAGGAUUACUUCAAAAUUAGAAUUUGAGCAAAGCAAUAUUUAUGAACUUAAAGAAUAUAAAAAGUUUAUAUUGCACUGGCUUACUAAAAUGAAUGGCAAAGAGUGCUCUUUGGGAGAUAUUAUUGCUUUCAAUCCCGAUGUUGGAAAUGGUCGCUUCCUUCUUGCUACAUUGCAACUGAUAAAUGAAAAAAAAAUAAUAUUGAACAAAUUGAAUUUAUUUGAAUUUGAUGAUCCCAGGAAUAUAAGUUUGAGGCUUAAUAAAAGCGGUUCAAAUAAACCAGCUGAUUCUUCAGGUAUUUUUAGAAUUAGUACCAAGUAAUAAAAAGCUUAGUUUUAAUACAUAUGUAAGUACAAAACAUUAGAACUAAUCAAAGAUAACUUUUGAAAGGU